Molecule: messenger RNA, 2439 nt
Organism: Dictyostelium discoideum AX4
Lineage: Eukaryota; Evosea; Eumycetozoa; Dictyosteliales; Dictyosteliaceae
Gene: gefJ
Product: Ras guanine nucleotide exchange factor
Exons: 3
Coding region: 1-2439 (812 amino acids)
Biological process (GO): small GTPase-mediated signal transduction
Molecular function (GO): guanyl-nucleotide exchange factor activity
Source: RefSeq, a predicted model, not a curated record
AUGUCUAAUCCUGUAUCUAUUAAUAAUAGUGGUAGUAUUAGUAAUUCUAAUUUAAAUAAUGAAAGUUUAUCACCAAGUAGAUUAUCAUCUUCACCAAAUUCGAAAUCAAUGGAGUUAAAUGGUAAAAGAACAUUGAAAAGUAGUGUUGUAAAAACAUUAUUAAAUAGAUCAAGUUCAGGUAAUAAUUUAAAUAAUACAGUAACAACAAGAAGAGCAGCAGGAUCAUUUACAUCAAAUUAUCAAAAUAUAUAUACACCAAAUAAUAAUAGUUAUAAUAGUAGUAAUAAUAAUAAUAAUAAUAAUAAUGACGACGAUACAGUAUCAGUAGAUGGUGAUAAUCCACCAGAUUCACCAAAAUCCACUAAAGAUCAUAGUAAUAGUGUUGGAAGUAAUAGUGGUGGUGGUGGUGGUGGUAGUAGUGGAGGAUUAAAUAUGAGUAUGAAUAAUAUAAAACAACAACAACAAGAUAAUUUAAUAAAACAGCAACAAAAGGAUAGAUCAUUGUGGACUGUUAGAUCAUUGAAAGAGCAUGCAGAAGUAUUGGAUAUAAUGGAGAGAUUGAAACCAGUGAAUAGAGCCAUCUCAUUUGGUCAAAUUUAUGCAAGAGAGGAGACACAAUUUGAUUUCGAUCCAUUGAUUGGUCGUGAUACAAUGUUACAAUUAAUUCUACAACAUUUACAAUUUGAGGGAUUGAUGGACUCUAGAAAGUUAUUAGAAGAGGAGGCAAGAGUGCAAUAUCCAGAGUAUGCAAUCAACGAAUCUAGAUUAGUGACCCUACUUCGUACGGCUUUAAAAGAUUCAGAACGUGUUUUCCAAUUAACUUUAGAUGAUAAAAAAAGAGAUUCACAACAACAAUUGGAAGAGCAUUUAGCAUUCCUUGGUCUAUUCAAAGAUGAGACGGCAACUGAUAUAAUGGGUGAAGAUGUAAAUAUUUAUGAUGAACCUGAAAAUUCAAAUAUUAUAUAUGUAGAUGAUAAAGAAAAAGAAAAAGAAAAGGAAAAAGAAAAAGAAAAAGAAAAAGAUAAAUUUGGACCAAAUUCAACAAAUAGUUUAAGCGGUAGUGGUUCAUCACCAAAUAUACCUAGUGGUAUGAAUAAUAAUAGUAGUAGUAUAGGUAAUAAUAGUAUUGGUAAUAGUAAUAGUUAUAGUAAUGGUGAGUUAUCACCAUUGUCAGCAUCAACAUUGUUAAUGAUGUCACCACAGAAUAAGAAUUCAAUAGAGACGAAUAAACCACAAGUUAAGGCGGCAUCAUUAAAUAAAUUGGUUAUUUUAUUAACACCAGAUAAUAAUCAUGAUUUAGAGUAUACAAAGACAUUCUUGUUAACUUACCAAUCAUUUACAACACCAGAGAUGUUGUUGGAGAAAUUGGUCCAACGUUAUCAUGUACCACAGAAACCAGGUCAAUCAUUGGACGAUUGGAAAAAGAGUGCCGUACCAAUUCAAUUACGUGUUGCCAAUGUUAUUAGAACUUGGAUAAAGGAUUACUUUUCAGAUUUCAAUGAUAAACUCAUUCAAAAUGUAAAAUCACUCUAUGAGAAUAUGAAACAGUCUGGUAAUAUGUCGCAUGCAAAGAUUCUAUCAGAGUCGUUGAAUGCAAAGAUCAAGGGUAUGGUUGGCAUGGACGAUCAAAAGAGGGCCCCCACUUUCACAAGUCCUGCACCCGAACCAAAGGUACCAAAGAAUAUUUGGUCACAAACUUUAGACAUUUUCUCUGUCGAUGAAGAAGAAAUCGCUAGACAAUUGACCUUGAUGGACUUUGAAAUCUUUUCAGCCAUUAAAUCAACCGAAUUGUUGAAUCAAAGUUGGAAUAAACCAAAACUACGUCACCGUUCACCAAAUGUAUUGACUUUGAUCAAUAGAUUCAAUGAGAUCUCUCAAUGGACUGCAACUUCGAUUCUCUCUUAUCCAAAGGUUAAGGAUAGAGCUAGAAUCAUGGCUAAGUUCAUAAAGAUCGCUGAAUAUUGUAUGAGACAUUUAAAUAAUUUCAAUACUUCAAUGGCAAUUCUUUCAGGUUUAAACGCUUCCUCUGUUCAUAGAUUAAAAUUCACCAAAGAAGAGUUACCAAAACAUACUCAACAAGUUUACACAGAGUUACAAUUUCAUCUAAGUUCAGCUCAAGCUUACAAAGAGUAUCGUGCUCUUUUGGCAAAAGCAAAUCCACCUUGUUUACCUUAUCUUGGUGUUUAUUUAACAGAUUUAACUUUCUUUGAAGAAGGUAAUCCUGAUUUCAUUCAAGGUUUCAUCAAUUUUGGUAAAAGAAAGUUAAUCUAUGGUUCAAUUUCAAAUGUUCAAAGUUUUCAAAAUGCAAAAUAUAAUUUACAACCAGUUUAUCAAAUUACAAAAUUAUUAAAAGGUUUUAAACUUUUAGAAGAAAAUGAUUUAUAUUCAAGAUCAAUGUCAUUUGAACCAAGAAAUAAAGAAAGAAGUGAAAUUUUAUAA